This is a messenger RNA of Salvia miltiorrhiza (redroot sage), 2085 nucleotides long. RefSeq names its product 3-oxoacyl-[acyl-carrier-protein] synthase I, chloroplastic-like. The record is from RefSeq and is a predicted model, not a curated record. The coding region runs from base 304 to 1770 and encodes 488 amino acids. Gene Ontology annotation, biological process: fatty acid biosynthetic process. The transcript is spliced from 8 exons. Lineage: Eukaryota; Viridiplantae; Streptophyta; Magnoliopsida; Lamiales; Lamiaceae. Gene Ontology annotation, molecular function: 3-oxoacyl-[acyl-carrier-protein] synthase activity.
CGCUGAGAAGGAUUAUAUACAUUAAUAAAUGAAAAUCCCUGAGAUUAAGGAUUUAUGUAAUUUGCAAAGUACAUACAAAUUUCUUCCAACGAGCUCUGUAUCGAUCGUCAUAGUUGUUCAGUAGCAAAGCCGCAUCAUCGGCGGAGCCUCCAACUCCAAAAAUUCCCAAAUCCAAGAAAAACCCUCUUCGUUAAUUCCAUCAACUCUUGUUGUUUUCUUGUUUCUCAAAUCUCUAUCUGUUUCCCUUUCUUAUAUAAUAAUCAAGAAAUUGCAACUCCUUUGAGGGAAAUUUAGUGUGGAAGAAUGGGCAGCAGCAUUGCUUUUGCAUCAUCUUCUCCUGGUUUGGUCUUCAACAACACCAAAGAGAUCAUAAAUGGGGCCUCAUUGUUUCACUACAACGCCCUUAAACCACUCCAAACUAACCGCUUUGAGCCCAACGGAUUCGCAUCCACUUCUGUGAAAUGCAAGAGAAUAAGGGCGAUGGGAGGUCCAACAGUUUCAUCUCCAAAGAGAGAAACAGAUCCUAAGAAGAGGAUUGUGAUCACAGGAAUGGGGCUUGUCUCAGUUUUCGGCAGUGAUAUCGACACAUUCUACAACAAACUCCUGGAUGGAGUGAGCGGGAUCACUCCCAUCGACAGAUUCGACGCCUCGGAGUACUCGGUGAGGUUCGCCGGGCAGAUACGCGACUUCUCGUCCAAGGGCUACAUCGACGGCAAGAACGACCGCCGCCUCGACGACUGCUGGAGGUAUUGCUUGGUCGCCGGAAGAAGAGCCCUCGAUGAUGCCUCCCUCCCUAAACCACUUCUUGACACUAUGGACAAGACGCGGAUAGGCGUGCUCGUGGGGUCGGGGAUGGGAGGCAUCACGGCGUUCAGCAGCGGAGUAGAGGCCUUGGUGCAGAAGGGAUACAAGAAAAUCACUCCAUUUUUCAUUCCCUACUCGAUCACAAACAUGGGGUCUGCAUUGCUGGCUAUCGACACCGGCCUAAUGGGACCAAACUACUCGAUUUCAACCGCUUGUGCAACGGCAAACUACUGCUUCUUCUCCGCUGCAAAUCACAUCAGAAGAGGGGAUGCCGAUAUAAUGGUGGCCGGUGGCACGGAGGCCGCGGUGACUCCUACCGGAGUCGGAGGUUUCAUCGCCUGCAGAGCCUUGUCACAGAGGAACCACGACCCUCAGAAGGCGUCGAGGCCGUGGGACAAAAACCGCGAUGGCUUUGUCAUCGGCGAGGGCGCUGGUGUGCUGGUUAUGGAGAGCUUGGAGCACGCGUUGAAACGGGGCGCCAACAUCAUCGCAGAGUACUUGGGAGGCGCCGUGACCUGUGAUGCUCACCACAUGACCGAUCCUCGUGCCGAUGGGCUCGGGGUUUCGUCAUGCAUUGCCAAGAGCUUGCAAGAUGCAGGGGUAGCCCCUCAAGAGGUCAACUAUAUCAAUGCUCAUGCUACUUCAACACUUGCUGGAGAUUUAGCUGAGGUUAAUGCAAUCAAGAAGGUGUUCAAAGAUACAUCCGAGAUCAAGAUGAAUGGCACCAAGUCGAUGACCGGACACGGCCUCGGAGCUGCCGGCGGGCUAGAAGCAAUCGCCACCAUCAAAGCAAUCAACACUGGCUGGCUACAUCCAACCCUCAACCAAAAUGACUUGGAAGGCGAUGUCACGAUCGACACGGUCCCCAACGUGAAGAAACAACACCAAGUUAAUGUCGCCAUAUCCAACUCAUUUGGCUUCGGUGGGCACAACUCAGUGGUCGUGUUUGCUCCGUACAACCCUUGAUGAAUGUUGUGAUGGGAGCAUUGAAUCGAGAGAAGAACAUUCAUUGUCACAUUCAUUAUCCAUCAAUAUGAAUAAUAACAUUGUAAAACACUUGGUUUUGGUGUGUCACACUAUUUUUCAAGUGCAAUAAAGUGUUGAAGGGGACAGGAUCAUACAAAAAUUUGUUCUUGCUAAAUUUGUUCAUGAUGAUGAUUUGCUGUAUUUGAAAUUUUCCAAGUGGGAGAAGAAAUGAAAAUAGAAAAUUGAAAUGUAGUGAUGUGAUGUUUGAAUGUCAUAGAAUGUUGCUUUUGGGACCUGUUUUUUUUUUUUUUUUUA